Molecule: messenger RNA, 1140 nt
Organism: Parathielavia appendiculata
Lineage: Eukaryota; Fungi; Ascomycota; Sordariomycetes; Sordariales; Chaetomiaceae
Product: GroES-like protein
Exons: 2
Coding region: 1-1140 (379 amino acids)
Biological process (GO): D-sorbitol catabolic process
Molecular function (GO): zinc ion binding; L-iditol 2-dehydrogenase (NAD+) activity
Source: RefSeq, a predicted model, not a curated record
AUGGCUUCUAACCUCUCGUUCGUCCUCAACAAGCCCAACGACGUCAGCUUCGAGGAGCGGCCCGUGCCCAAGCUGCAGCACCCGCACGAUGUGCUCGUCGCCAUCAACUACACGGGCAUAUGCGGCUCCGACGUGCACUACUGGGUGCACGGCGCCAUCGGCCAUUUCGUCGUCAAGGACCCCAUGGUCUUGGGCCACGAGUCGGCCGGCACCGUCGUCGAGGUCGGCGCGUCCGUGACCACUCUCAAGAAGGGCGACCGCGUCGCCCUCGAGCCGGGCUACCCCUGCCGCCGCUGCGAGCCCUGCCUCUCAGGCCACUACAACCUCUGCCCGGACAUGCGCUUCGCCGCCACCCCGCCCUACGACGGCACCCUGACCGGUUUCUGGAGUGCGCCCUCCGACUUUUGCUACAAGCUUCCCGACAACGUCUCCCUGCAGGAAGGCGCCCUGAUCGAGCCGCUCGCCGUCGCCGUGCACAUUGUCAAGCAGGCGCGCGUGCAGCCCGGCCAGAGCGUCGUGAUCAUGGGCGCGGGCCCUGUGGGCCUGCUCUGCGCGGCCGUGGCGCGCUCCUUUGGCGCGACCAAGGUGGUCUCGGUGGACAUUGUGCAGGCCAAGCUGGACUUUGCGCGGUCGUACUGCGCCACGCACACGUACAUGUCGCAGCGCGUGUCGGCCGAGGAGAACGCGCGAAAGCUGAUCGCCGAGGCCGACCUCGGCGAGGGCGCCGACGCCGUCAUUGACGCCUCGGGCGCCGAGCCGUCCAUCCAGACAUCGCUGCACGUUGUGCGCAUGGGCGGCACCUACGUGCAGGGCGGCAUGGGCAAGUCCGACAUCACCUUCCCCAUCAUGGCGCUGUGCCUCAAGGAGGUGACGGCCAGGGGCUCGUUCCGCUACGGCAGCGGCGACUACAAGCUCGCCAUUCAGCUCGUUGCGGACGGCAAGGUCGACGUCAAGGCGCUCGUCAACGGCGUCGUGCCCUUCAAGGACGCCGAGGAGGCCUUCAAGAAGGUCAAGGAGGGCCAGGUCAUCAAGAUCCUGAUUGCCGGGCCCAACGAGAAGGUUGAGCAGGUUAUGGACACGAGCGUCGACGAGAAGAAGCUCGAGGCGGCGCAGGCGGCCGGCAGCACGGGUUGCUGCUGA